Molecule: messenger RNA, 5516 nt
Organism: Zerene cesonia (dogface butterfly)
Lineage: Eukaryota; Metazoa; Arthropoda; Insecta; Lepidoptera; Pieridae
Product: probable cation-transporting ATPase 13A3
Exons: 20
Coding region: 165-3584 (1139 amino acids)
Biological process (GO): intracellular calcium ion homeostasis; polyamine transmembrane transport
Cellular component (GO): membrane
Molecular function (GO): P-type transmembrane transporter activity; ATP hydrolysis activity; ATP binding
Source: RefSeq, a predicted model, not a curated record
UCUGUCUAUGAUUUUAAUUUCAUUUACUCGAGGUGUGAUGUGAGAGCGCGAUUUUAUUUCUUGAGAUUCCAGAUAGUAUUUGCGAUGAGGUAGCACCGAUUCAUAAAUAAAAUAAUAUUACAAUAUUAUGCCUUAAUUUGUGUGUGAUAAAUAGUUUUUCGGGAAUGCCAAACAUGAAUAAUGCCUCCGUCACCAAUGAAGAAUAUGAAGUUAUCGGUGAAGCACAAUGGCAGAUAUUGGAGGGCUCCGCUGAUGAUCAGGCAAUAAGGAUCUAUGGCUACAAAUAUUCAAGGCUACGCUCAACAAUAUUUCAUACAAUAUGCGUAUCGCUUUGCGGGCUCCCCUAUUUCGCACUGGCUUACCACCCGGCGUACAAUCGCUUCAAGUAUAUAAAAUGUAGCCUUAAAACGGCAGAAGAUAUUUGUGUUAUUGACAGCGAGGGCGCAUUUACAAUAGAAAAGGUGGAGACGGUCGAUCUUAAUCUGUCAAACCACAGGGAUAACAAACUUCGGUAUUUUAUCUACCAACACAGCCGCUACAUAUGGCUGAACGAUCAAGGAGCAUUUAUCAAUGUACAGGCACUUAACGAAAAACUUACUAUCAAUCUACUGAUGGAAAAUAUGUCCGGAAUUAACAAAAGACAACAAAAUGAACUUAUAAAACUGUACGGGCCGAAUUCGGUGGAAGUCGAAGUCAAGAAGUACUGGACGAUAUUCCGCAACGAAGUUUUCAACCCGUUUUACCUGUUCCAAAUUUUCUCGAUAAUUCUAUGGUCAUUGGAUGAGUACUAUCAGUAUGCAACCUGCGUUUUCAUACUUUCCGCUGUGUCGUGCAUGAUGGCGCUCUACCAAACGAAACAGAUGAGCAUCAAGAUCCACAACAUGGCGGGCUCAACGAGCUCGUUCACGGUGACCGUGCUGCGGCCGUCGCGCAGCGGGCGCGAGGAGUGCGUCGUGAACGCGAGCCGGCUCGUGCCCGGCGACGUGCUGGUGCUGCCCGCCGACGGGUGCGUCAUGCCCUGCGACGCUAUGCUGCUUACCGGCUCUUGUAUUGUCAACGAGAGCAUGCUGACUGGUGAAAGUGUUCCUGUAAUGAAAGGGCCUCCAUGCCCGUCGUCUGAAGUGUACUCCACGGAAAAUCAUAAGCGACAUACACUCUUUGCUGGAACACAUGUUAUACAAACAAGAUUUUAUGGCAAUAAUCAGGUUCUUGCUAAAGUGGUCCGUACAGGAUUUUACACAGCAAAAGGCGAACUAAUAAAGAGUAUUCUGUUUCCAAAGCAGUUUGACUUCCAAUUCUACAAGGAUGCUGUGAAAUUUGUUAUAUUUAUGUUCUGCAUUGCUGCCGUGGGAAUGGCCUAUUCGAUCUGGCUUUAUGUGCAGAGAGGCAGUUCACUAGGCACCAUAAUACUACGCACAUUGGAUAUCAUUACAAUAGUGGUUCCGCCAGCGUUGCCCGCGGCCAUGACGGCCGGCAUAGUGUAUAGUCAGCAACGCUUGAAGAAAAAUAGAAUAUUUUGCGUGUCACCUCCGAAAAUUAUCAUCUGUGGAAAGUUGCAAGUGAUGUGCUUUGAUAAGACUGGGACAUUAACAGAGGAUGGCUUAGAUCUCUAUGCGGUUAUACCGUGUAACCAAGACGAAAGUUUUGGUCGGUGUGUGGAUGAUAUCAAUGCGCUACCGGUUAAGAGUCCUCUCGUACAAGCGCUGGCUGCGUGCCACUCGCUCACCAGUAUUCUGGGGCAGUUGAAGGGGGACCCCUUGGAUUUGAAGAUGUUCGAGUUUACACAAUGGAUCCUGGAAGAGCCAGGUCCAGAGAAUACACGCUAUGAUAAUCUAACUCCGGCUAUUGUUAAACCGCCCACUGCUCGCAACGAAGAUUUGCAGAACUUGGACAACUAUGAUCCUCUGACUAUGGAGAUGCCAUAUGAGAUUGGAUUACUGCGUAGAUUCCAUUUUUCUUCGUCACAACAAUCAAUGGGGGUCAUCGCAAGAGUUCUGGGUCAACCAUCUAUGGUUUAUUACGUCAAGGGUGCCCCUGAGAAGAUUGCAGGAAUGUGCGAUCCGAUGUCACUUCCAGACAACUUCAGUUCCACACUCAAUGAAUACACCUCAAAUGGGUUCCGUGUUAUCGGCCUCGCGUACAAGAAGUUGGAUCGCAAGAUGAAAUGGAUGGACGCACAAAGGAUCAAGAGGGAGAUGAUCGAAUAUGGGAUGACGUUUUUGGGCUUUCUAGUCAUGCAAAAUAGCCUGAAACCGGAGACCACGCAUGUGAUUAAGGAGUUACAUGAAGCUAAUAUGAGGCAGAUUAUGGUUACUGGUGACAAUAUUAUGACGGCAAUGUCAGUAGCGCGGGGCUGUUUCAUGGUUCAGCCACAACAGAAAGUGGUGUUGGUAACACUGGGAUUGCCGCAGACCAGUGAGCAAAGACCACCACUCAUCAUGGAGGUCGUCGGUGAAGGCGGACCACCAAAACUAUCCUUGGACGAUUACGUCAUUGCUAUGGAAGGAAAGACUUGGGCAGUAGUCAGAAUACAUUAUCCCGAGUUCAUGCCUACUGUGAUGAGUAAAGGUAUGAUAUUCGGGCGCUUCGGGCCCGAUCAGAAGACGCAGCUUAUAACAGCGCUGCAAGGCGAGGGGUUGAUAGUGGGCAUGUGCGGGGACGGCGCCAACGACUGCGGCGCGCUCAAAGCGGCGCACGUUGGCAUCUCGCUGUCGGAGGCCGAUGCGUCGGUGGCCGCACCAUUCACAUCUCAAGAACAGAACAUUCGUUGCGUGAAAUUAUUAGCGCUGGAAGGCAGAUGCGCUCUCAGCACUUCAUUCGCCAUCUUCAAAUACAUGGCUCUCUAUUCACUUAUACAAUUCUUCUCUAUUCUUAUUCUCUAUAAUUUCUUCUCGAUCCUCGGCAACAACCAGUUCCUGUACAUCGACCUGGUGCUGACGACGCUGCUGGCGCUGUCGCUGGGGCGCGCGCGCGCCGGGCCCGCGCUGACGCGCGCGUCGCCGCCCGUGUCGCUGGUGGCGCCCGCCAGCCUGCUGCCGCUGCUGCUGCAGGUGGCGCUCGUGCUGCUCGUGCAGGUGCUCGCCACGCUGCUGCUCUUCGCGCAGCCCUGGUUCAAAUCUGUGGAGGGCGGUCCGGAUGUGGAACAAGUGAAGUGUUGGGAGAAUACUGUGAUCUUCAUAGUGACAUCAUUCCAAUAUUUAAUUAUGGCAUGCGUUUACGCCAAGGGGUGGCCGUUCAGAGAGCCGUUCUGCUCGAAUUAUUACAUGGUGAUAACACUGGCAACACAAGCAGUGUUCGUUAUCUUGCUGUUGUUCUGUCCUUGGAAGAGCCUUGCCGAAUAUAUGGAGAUCGAAGAGAUGAAAUCAGCUGAAAUUGAACAAAAUUACUUUAGAAUUUACAUAUUAAUCAUACCAGUUAUACAUUUGCUGCUGGCUGUGGGUGUUGAAGCAACGUUCUCGGACCCGCAGCUGUUCAGCAGCAUCUACCGGUCGUUCCGCAACCUGACGAGCGACAAGAAGGAGGAGGCGUCGGCGGACGCGGAGUGCCCGCUGUGGCCGCCGCACUCGCCCGCGCACGUCUGCUGACACACGCACGCCAUUGCGGACAUUCUGUAUUUACUUUUUAGUCUAGUUGUAUUCAAUAAGUGAUAACGGUAUAGAUCGGCCCUCGAUUCAUGCUAAUAUUGCCACGAGAGGCCCAUGCGCCCUACUAGCUGUCCGCCCUGGCUUCGUCCGUGGUACAUAUGUAGACUGUGCCUGAUGAAGCUUCCUAAUGGUGAACGAAAUUUGAAAUAGUUGAAGUUUUGUGUGAAAGUGUUACAAACAUAUAAUCAAAUACACAAAUGUUUACUCUUUAAUGUUAGUUUAGAUAACCGUUUGUUUAGCAACAGAGUUGGAUCAAUGUAUUGUAAAAAAAUGAUCCGCCGUGGACUGACAACAUUUAAACAAAGUUUUCCAGAAAACGUUGAUCAACUGUUGCUCAACAAAUAACUUAAGUUAGUUCACGUGUAAGCACAUAAUAUAAAAUGUAAUUUGAUAGAACAUGUCUUGAAGGAACACACUGGUCUUAAAAAUUUGUAUUUUUAUUAUUACAUAUACUCUUAAGAAAAUCAACUGCUUACACAUAGAUUCUUUUUAUCAGUAGUGCAAUAAAAUAAGGAAAUUAAUUGAUUAAUGUUUAUUAAAACUUUCUUACUUAUACUGGUGCACAUACUUCAAAACCUUUUAUUAUCAAUGUAUGUAGUUGAAUAAUUUCCUAUUCUAGUGAUUUUGAUUACCUUUUCAUAUAUUAUAUAAUAAUUAAUCCUGAAACUUAUACCUAUGUAAAUAAAGUAGAAUAGAUUUAUACGCAAAUAUAUUUAUUUGUAAAUAUUCAUUUGCUUAGCAUUUACCCCAGUACUUUGUUUUUGGUACUUAUUGUGAUUCCGACUACUUAUGUUUUUAAAUUUAUUUCAAGCCGCGGCAAGAUGGCGGUUUUUUCUAUAAAGAUAUCUAAUGUAAGAUGAACGUUUAGAUUAAAGAAAGCAAAUGCCAAAAUUUUGAAGUAUUUACAUGUAAUGGUUCCAACCAUUUAUUGAAGUACUACGAUGUUAUUUAUGAUAUACUUUUGAAUAUUAUUAAACCUAACUUUUACUUAUCAAACUAUGGCGUGUAAAACACGUACGAUAACUUAAAUCAAUUUACUUAAUUAUUAAUAUAACGAUAAAGGUAAAAAAAAUAGCGGCGAAAUAAGUGUUAUACUUUUUAAAAGCGUUUCACAUUAACCACGUGAAAUCUUUUUCAGUAUUUUUUUUGUUAAAUUUUGCAUUGAAUAUUUAUACACCACUGUAUCCGUGAUAGCAAUUUUAGAGUUUGUUUCGAAUAUGCAAUGUGGAAUUAGAUAAUGUAGUAUUAUUUAAGGCUAUGCUUCAUUCCUAAUAAUCUAGUACUUAGUUUUUAUUAGACAAUGGAAAAUACUUAGAAAAAAUACUUAAAAAAACGAAUGUGAAUCAAUCGUAAUCUUGGAGGAUAAUGUUAUUUGUUUGGAAAUACGAAAUAGUAAUUCAUAAGGUAACAUAGGCUAAUAAAUGUCUUAAUUAAAUUAUUAACCCAUGUAUAAGGAUAUCUUCACAUACUAUAUUUUUUAAUUGGAUUUAUCCUAUCGUUUCUUAUCAUUGUGUUGUAUUCAUUGAGAUAUUUAUAAUUUUGCGAGAUACUCGUAAUGUCUAACCUAAAAUAGUUUUGAAUUAGGAAUUUAUAAAAGUGUUUCCAAGUUUGGCUUAACAAUAAAUUAUGCACUGGUUGGUAUAAUUUUUCCGUACUUUUAUAGAAUGUGUUUUUAGAUUUUAAUCCUCAAGAAUUACAUCAUUAAUUGAACUGCAUUAUUAUGAUGUUUGUUUCUUGUUAUGUUAAAUCUUUCUCGAAUAUUGGGAAUUUGUUGACUAUUUUUUUUUGUCAUGAUAAUGUAGUUCGAUACAAACAUGACUAUAAUAUUAAAUACUUGUAGAUGGAUGUGACCAAAUGUAUUUAAAUAAAAGU